This is a messenger RNA of Amoebophrya sp. A25, 1127 nucleotides long. Lineage: Eukaryota; Dinophyceae; Syndiniales; Amoebophryaceae. The record is from the annotation of a GenBank genome assembly.
CGUGCAUUCAGAAAAACAUGACAUCAUCGGGCGCGGGGAUGGUAAAGGCGGUACGGAGGUGGUGCAGACGGGCUCAGAAGACGCCGCGUCUGCAUCUGGUGAAGAAAAAGCAGAAAGUGCAGAAUCUUCCGAACCUCCCAAAAAUGCCGUGAGCGUAAAUAAAGAUGGCAUGCCGACUCGCGCGACGCUCACGCAAAUGCAGGGGUAUGUUUGCCGGGAUUACACAAGGCUUCGCGAAUCUCGAAAAACCGUCGAGCCAUGGACAGUUGAAGGCAAAGAACUUGCCAAUCUAACAGAUGAAGACUUGUGGCGCCAGGCAGAGGACGACGCGACAGAGUAUUAUCAGCACGUCCUUGCCCAUAAACAUGAGGUUGCAUCUGGACAGGUAACAAAGGAGAGAACGGCCCACCUAGAAAUCAACAAAAAUUCUCGUAGAUCAUCGACGCAGCUGGUCCCUUCUAUUAGCGAGACACCUCAAGAAGGAAUGAUUUAUGAAGCAAAAAAACCCGCCGAUGCGAGAGCAACGUUAUUUACGGAUGCAUCCCCCGCAGCUUCUGUACGGGUCGAGGGCGAGGAUGGGGGCGAUGCUAUUCGUGGAGAGAAUGGAGAAGGGCUUCGCACCUCAGAAAGUCCAGAGGCGGAUGAAGGGGGUAGCGCCGGUAGCGACGAUCCAAAAGGUGCUGAAGGUCGGGAAGAAGCCGCAAAAACCGAAGAGGAAAAUUCUUCUGGUGGCGCAGAUGCAAGAGGCCCUGAGGUGCAUAAGCCGCAGUUGAAAGUCGAGGAACGUACCCAUGGCGUGAUGGUCCUGCAAGAAAACGAGGAUGCUAAUCCAGCGAAAGCAGAGGAAGAUGCUGGUAAUACUGGUGACGCAGCGAGCGCUAAUGCCAAAGAAGACGGCGCAGCCAGCUCGGCGGUGAGGUCAAAGAAUGGUAAGAAGGCAAACAAAGGAAACAAGAGGUCUAUCGGUACGUCCGCACUAGAGAUUGCGCGUGAUAGGAAUCUUCGACAAAAGAACAAGAGUCCACAUCGUCAUACCGCUUCGUUCGCAGAGGCUGUCGAAAGCGCCUUAAGUUCCGCGGGUGAGCAUGCCCUAGAUGCCGUCGAAGCUGGCGAAAACGCCACGGCGC